AUGCCAUCGAGCUCUGCUCAUUCAAGCCUUGCAUCAUGCACUGGUCCACCGCGCUGGUCUCUCUCGCUGGUCUCUGCCCUCGUCGGGCGAGCCCUUGCCACCACACCAGGUGUCUCGCCGGCCUCAGUUAGCCGGUCCCAGAAUCCUGGCACGUCGUUCAACAUCCAAAAGACCAUCAACACUCCAGAGAUCCCUCCAACACCGGAUAUUGUGCUCCUGGUGGAUAAGACUGGUAGUAUGGGUGGUGCCAUUGCCGACAUCAGAACGAACCUGAAGAAUGUCAUCAGCUCGAUCACCAGCUCCCAGCCGACCGCCGAGUUCGCCGUGGUCGAAUUCGGCGACGAUCGGGGCGCAAGCUCUGUCCAGUUCUGGGUGGACAUUGGGUUGAGUUCAGAUGUCACUGCCCUUCAGAACGCGGUCAACGGCCUGACGGCCGGUGGUUUCGGGGACACUCCGGAGGAUUGGAUAAAUGCGCUCUACCAGAUCGCCAGUGGCGAUAUCAGCUUCCGCAGCGGCAGCAGCCGGGUCGUGGUCCGGGUUGGUGAUGCGCCUAGCCACGACCCCAGCGGCGGACACACCCUCAACGACGCUAUUAGCGCCCUGAAGGCCGCAAACAUCCGUGUCAUCGCUGUCGAUGUUGGCUAUAACUACCCCCCUUCACCAGGCAAAGGAGCUAUCGAUACCAAUGGCCAGGCCUCCUCCGUGACCAGCGCCACCGGGGGUUCACUCCUUCCUGUAGGCAGCGGCGCCUCGGGUGUCACAGACGCAAUCACUAACGGUCUCUAUGACUUCCCUGUUGAUAUCACCACCUCUAUCACCUGCGGCGCAAGCUUGAGUCUGUCGUUUAGCCCCACGAACUCUACAGUGCAGAGUGGCACUGCCGCCAUCUUCACCGAGACGGUGAACGUGGCCAGCAAUGCAGCGAAAGGCGCCACGAUAAGCUGCUCCGCCCCCGGUGCGACACCCAAGGCCGUGCCAGGCGAGGGUGCGGUCACCUGGCAGAUCAGGGUCAAGGGAUGUGCCCAGCUCAUUACCACGGACGACGCUGGUAACAAUGCGACACCAAUCAAUUGCUGCGCCCGGCCAUAA
This is a messenger RNA of Penicillium subrubescens, 1089 nucleotides long. RefSeq names its product vWA domain-containing protein. NCBI's taxonomy places the organism in Eukaryota, Fungi, Ascomycota, Eurotiomycetes, Eurotiales, Aspergillaceae. Bases 1 to 1089 code for a protein of 362 amino acids. The record is from RefSeq and is a predicted model, not a curated record. The transcript has 3 exons.